Messenger RNA from Ctenopharyngodon idella (grass carp), 3574 nucleotides. It is a transcript of the gene cmtm4, whose product is annotated as CKLF-like MARVEL transmembrane domain containing 4. Gene Ontology annotation, cellular component: membrane. Bases 946 to 1572 code for a protein of 208 amino acids. The record is from RefSeq and is a predicted model, not a curated record. The transcript is spliced from 5 exons. Lineage: Eukaryota; Metazoa; Chordata; Actinopteri; Cypriniformes; Xenocyprididae.
UAUAAUUUCUGAACGUUAAACAUGGACUCUGUUCUUAUUCACCUGUUUGGUUUCUCAAUAGAAUUCAUAAAAAUUAUAUAUGCAAAUUACAUUGCUAAUGUCAUAGAAUAGCACAGUUCUAAUAGUAGGGCAUAACUGAAAUUCCAUACCCCACAAACCUGGUUUGUGUCUUCUGCUAGUUAGCUAGGCAUUAAAAAAUAACAGAUUUGUCUAAUUUCAAAUAAGCACUAAAAUCUGAGAAUAACUUAAGUAAGGUAUUCACUAUGGUUAAAUGUUCAGCAAUAUCUUCCUUAAAAAAAAAAAAAAAAAAAAAAGCGCAGUUUUUGUGUGAAAACAUUUAAACCAUGUGUUACAAUUAGCCCCGCUCAUCCCUAUCUAAUAGAAAAGCUGGAACACUUACCAGCAACAAAUAAUACAGUAGUGAACAGUAUGCUUGUAAAAAUCGAUGUCAAAUUGUUCAAUUUGAAGUUAAUUUUAAGGAAUACAUGUUAAAACGGCUUGCCAUGGCAACACUUUAAUCUACCGUGUGUCGUCUCUGCAUUUGAUGAAUCUGACGAUCUUCACCUGCAUACGAGAAGACAAGAACUUAAAGCUUGACGUUAGAAGUAUGACUGUUUUGUGCUUUUUUUCUCUGACAUCAGUCGUAGACUUUACUUGAAAGCGUCUUUCCCAACAGGAAUGUAGUUUGGGGGCGGAGACUCGCAGCAACAUUACAUUCUGCAUCCAGAAACUGUGAAAUAUGGACACUGCCAUGAGAACAGUCGUGAUCAUUCGAGCUCGUUCAGCUCUAUUCAUAACAGAAUCCAAGCACAGCACAAAGGCAGGAAUGGGAUUGGAGAGGUGGAUGUAGUGUUUGGGCUCGGGAUCUAGGACCAGCGGAUCGCUGUUUCAGCCCCAAAUCUGCUCUUGUAUUUGGGCGGGACGUGGAGAUAAAAAGAGUUCAGCAUGAGGAAUAACCAGGAGGCAGAGGGCUUUGAUGGCGAGGCCUCCAACACCUCGAUGAUUUCAGGAGCCACUAGUCCGUAUCAGCCGACCACCGAGCCCGUGCACUCCAGAAACGUGUUCAGGUCCAUCAGGUGUGACCUGGACUAUCUCAAAUCAAUUUUCGGUAUUUUAAAAGUUAUCGAAGUGGUCCUGGCUCUUAUUUCUUUCAUCUUUAUUGAGACCAUCAUGAUGUGCUCGCCCUGUGCCGGUGUCUACCUCUUUGAGUUUGUCAGCUGCAGUGCCUUCGUUGUCACAGGCGUCUUGCUCCUCAUCCUUAGCCUGAACCUGCACACCAAAGUGCCGCAUGUCAACUGGAGUCUAACAGAUCUAAUCAACACUGCCACCAGCACCUUGUUCUUCUUUCUGGCUUCACUGGUUUUGGCAGCUCUCAACCAUCAAACUGGAGCAGAGAUUGCAGCUGUGAUUUUUGGGUUCCUGGUGAUGGGAGUAUAUGGCCUGAACACAUAUCUGGCAGUACAGAGAUGGCGUCUCAGGGAUUCACGAGACGGCCCCCUGCAGACCAGCGAGUACAUCCGUGCCCGCACAGCCUCGCGGGGAGAGGUGGAGUCACGGCCUGAACUGCAUUAAACCACCAAUAGAGACUGAGACAAGCCAAGCCCCGUCUGCAUUCCUGUCACAGUGUGUUCUUCUGUGUAUCCUCGUGAUGAAAGCCUGAUGACGGGCGGUUAGGAUGAGCACUUACAAACAAACAGUUGUGUGACAAACUUCUGGCAUCUUCAUUAUAAUCAGCCUCAGGCUACCGUCAUUCGACUGUAUACUUAAAUACUGUAUCUUUCCGCUAAUUAAGGGCUUUACGUUACUAUGAUCUGGAUGAAUACUGACAGAAACUCACUCCACUGUGUUCCUAAACUUCUCCCAGCAGAGAAUCUAAAAGGUUUUAAUAAUGCCUGCAAUAAAACAGAUGAAGCCUGCCAGUCACCACUUGAAACCCCUUCUAUUUAGCUCCAUUCCCAGCUGGCUAAUAUGAAAGGAAUGUGACUGUUUCUAAAAAUGUGUCUUACCAAAGAUCAGCUGAUUUAAGUGAUCUUUCUGACUGAAGUGGAAUGGGAAUUUGUGGGAGUGUUUAUGAACAAAAACUGUUUUCCCUCUGCUAUUGUGUUCCUGUAUCAAACACAUCUGAGUAAACUGCAGUUGGAUUGGACCGUUUGUCCGUAGAGAUGAAGUAACUAGAUGUUAGGAGCACCAGUAUUUAUUUUAAUGUAAAAUAUUUUUAUAAUACCACAGCUUUGGUAGCUACAUUGUACCAAAUGUAGUCGUGAAUGUGACCCUGUGUUAAAACUGACAACAGCUUUCAAAUUGUGUGUGUGGGUGAUGGGGGUGUGAGUUUUAUGAAACUUUUUAGAUACUAAACUUCAGAUACUUCAGAUUUUUAGAUACUAAAUCUUGUGUGCAUAGUCUAUUGUUUUUGUUUUUUGUGGUUGUUUCUGUACUCAACCCUGUCCAGUUAUCUGUAUAUAUUGAUUUAAGCAAGGGUAGAGUUUUUGAAGAAGGUGUAUAUAUUACGUAUCUGUGUGUUUGAUAUGACAUUAAUGAAGGGUUCCUGUUUGUAUGAAUUCUUAUGACUGAAACUAACAGACUGUAUUUGAAGGAACAAGUGUACUGCAGUACAUAUGAAUGCAUUAGCUAAACUGUGUAUCUAUCUUUUCUGUGUGCCUUAAUUGUAGAAGCUUGACUAGUCAAAACACUCAACUUCUGAACACUAAUGUUAUGACAACAUUAGCAGAAUAACAGCUUAAACAUUUGAUGAACUGAUCCUUGGUAUGAAAAUCUGUUUUUCUAAAGUGCUUUAUUGAUCCUCUAAUGGGUCUUUUUAAAAGGAGUGUCAUGGAACGACAUUGUGGGGAAAACGAAAUGUAUGUUUUACCACAGAUUUUAAAGUGUAGUGCAAUUGUAUGAUUUCCCCCCCCCCCCCCCCCUAGAAAUGAUCAUUUGUAAUAUUCGUUUAUAGUCAUACUUAUGUCUUUCUUUCUAAAGUUCUUUAGUGAAGUCACUUUUACGUUUUGGAAUAAGACCAAUGUUGAAAUGAAGUAAUUUUUAGGUGUGGACUCACAUUAUAGUCACAGAUAAACACUGUGUGGGCUUGAAAAUGUUGAAAGACAAUCACAAGAAUGAUUUAAGUCUUAAUGAAGGACUCUGCAUUAAAGUGCUGAAGUCAUUGUUAAUUUUUUUCCUAUUUUGAAAGCAAUACUGUGUGCUUAUGCUUUAAUAAUGUGUAAAAGCUUUCACUGUGCUUUGACUAUGCUAAACUUCUUAUUGGAAGAUUUUAGCAUCAAAAUAACUCCAGAUUUUGACCAUAUGGUUUGGACUGUGUUUUCAACUUAUAAAUCAUUGAAGUAUUUCAAAAGGCGCUAUGCUGACGCUUUGAGGGACUCAAAUUUUGAUUAUGAUUGUACUGUUUCUUGCUGACAUUGCCCGUAUUCAAGAAAGCAAUGUGUUAUUCCAUGUAACAGUGCUAUAAAUUUGUAUUUUUGUAUUUAUAGAGUUGUGCAUAGCCUUACAAAAUGCUAAUUGUUUGAAAAUAUUUGUGAUGGCAAUCUUUUCCUCAAAUAAAUGGAUGGAUGGACGUUGA